Messenger RNA from Aureobasidium namibiae CBS 147.97, 5106 nucleotides. Its product is annotated as bile acid-transporting ATPase. Lineage: Eukaryota; Fungi; Ascomycota; Dothideomycetes; Dothideales; Saccotheciaceae. Gene Ontology annotation, molecular function: ABC-type peptide transporter activity; ATP binding; ATP hydrolysis activity. The record is from RefSeq and is a predicted model, not a curated record. The transcript has 2 exons. Gene Ontology annotation, biological process: transmembrane transport. Bases 1 to 5106 code for a protein of 1701 amino acids. Gene Ontology annotation, cellular component: fungal-type vacuole; fungal-type vacuole membrane.
AUGUUCAACUGGGGGCAAUGCAAGGGCCCUGUCUGGCGGAGUGAUGAUUCCACCGACUGCUUCCAAAAUGACUACCUCAUGGGAAUCAUCCCCCUCAUCGCGAGCGCAGUCUCAAUACUAUAUCUUACCUACCAACUAAUCCAAACCGCCGUCAACUCGAAAUCCUCUUCUACCUAUAAACCUGUUAAUCCUAAAAAUGCCCACCCUUGGGACUCUCGCAAUCCCACCGCUCAAGAUGGCGAAGAUACCGACGAUGACUCGGACGAGUUCGACAGAAACGAACAUCUCGCCAUCCGUACCGUUCGCACCCGUAACACCGAGAUGUCUGUCGUCGACAAGCCUCGAGGCCAACUCGUCCUCCCCGUCAUUGAAGAGCUUGCUGUCCUGGCCGAGGUUGGCAUCAAUGCUGCUGCUUGCGCCACUGGCAUUUGGAAUUGGAGUAGGGUUACAAUCAUCUGCAGUACUGCUUUGUGGUCGUACGUUGCAGUCUUGACUACCCUGCGUCUCUACUUCUCCAGCACCAACAACUACUCGUUCAACAAGCUCUGGUACCACACCGGUUUCCUCUACGCCACCCAAUGGGUCUGCGCCUUCCUCCUCUUCCGCUCAGCAAUGAUCCACCCAGUCUCUAUGGGUGCGCAAGCGCUCACGAGCACUCACUUUGCGCUUACCACUCUGCUGACUCUGAUCAUGCUCACCUCACGUAAGGGUAACAAGCCCGUUGAACUCGAGUACGAAGGCGACAUCGAGCCAUCAAGAGAGUCUCUGGCCAGUGUACUUUCUCUCGCUACCUUCUCCUGGCUUGACCCCAUCAUCUGGAGGGGUUACAAGAAGACUACCGAGUUGUCGGACGUCUGGAACCUCAACCCCAGAGACAAGGCUGAAGCUGUCCUCUCCGACUACCGCCAGGUCAAGAAAACCUCGAUUCUCGCAUGGCACUUGUUGAAGUACUUUAAGCGUGGCUUGCUCGUCCAAGCUGCAUGGGCCGCACUGUCUGGAGUCAACCUUUUCGUUCCCACGCUUCUGCUCAAGGUCAUUCUGGAGUACGUUGAGAACCCGGCCGGUACCCCAGUCAACGCUGCAUGGUUCUACGUUAUCUUGCUGUUUGUUUCUGGUCUCGUCUCUGCUCUCUCCGGUGGUCAAGCUCUUUGGGUCGGCAGAAAGACCUGUAUCCGUCUGCGUGCUAUCAUCAUUGGUGAAAUUUAUACCAAAGCUCUGCGCCGUAAGACUGCAGCAGCGGGUGACAAGGUUCUUGGUGAGGAAGAAAAGAAGAAGACGAAUGUCGACGAACCUCCUGCACCUAAGGGGUCUGUCAAGGAUGCUCUCCUUAAAAAGGUCAAGUCGUUUUACAAGGGUAAGAAGACCUCGGAGGCCACCAAGGAUGUCCCAAAGAAGGAGGAGAACACCGAGCAGGUCAAUUCUGGUACAAUCAUCAACUUGAUGGCCGUCGACGCCUUCAAGGUCAGUGAAAUCUGCGCCUAUCUGCACUUCCUCUGGGCAGAGACACCUGUUCAGUUCGCCCUCGCCAUCUACCUUCUCUACAGCAUUCUGGGCUACAGCAGUAUUGCUGGUAUCGCCAUGAUGGCAUUGCUCCUUCCUAUCAACCUCUUCAUCGCCAAGCAGUUCACCAAGGCGCAAAAGAAGAUUCUCGCAGCUACUGAUGCUCGUAUUCACACCACCAACGAAGUGCUGACCAACAUUCGUAUUAUCAAGUACUUUGCUUGGGAGCAGCGCUUCCUUGGUCAGGUCGACGAGAAGAGAGCAAUUGAACUCAAGAACCUUCGUAACAGAUACAUCGUUUGGGCCGCCGCAGCCACCAUCUGGGGAGGAGCUCCCAUGGUCAUCACUUUCCUUACCUUCCUCGUUUACACUAUGGUCGAGAAAAAGGAUCUGGUCCCAUCUGUCGCUUUCACCGCUCUUUCGCUCUUCAGUCUUUUGCGCAUCCCCCUGGACCAGCUUGCCGAUAUGGUCGCACACGUUCAGGAAUCCAAGGUGUCUGUUGACCGUAUCGAGGAAUAUCUCAACGAGCCCGAGACCGACAAAUACAACCAACUCCAAGACAAGGAAUUUGACGAAGACGGUAACCAUGUCAUUGGAUUCGAGAAUGCAACUUUCAGCUGGGGUGGUGGCACUGAAGCCGAUGACUUCAAGAUGAUUGAUCUCAACAUGCGCUUCCGAAUUGGCGAACUGAACGUCAUUGUCGGUCCCACUGGCAGUGGCAAGACAUCUCUUCUUAUGGCUCUUCUUGGUGAAAUGUCCAAACUUGAUGGCCAUGUGUACUUGCCAGGUGGUACAAGCAGGGAGGGACUCAAGACUGACCCGGAUACUGGAUUGGUUGAGAGUGUCGCAUACUGCGCUCAACAGGCCUGGCUUGUCAACGGAACCAUCAAGGAAAACAUUGUUUUCGCUAGCCCUUGGAACCCGAGACGCUACAAGGAUGUCAUCGUCGCUUGCUCUCUGCAACGUGAUCUCGAGAUUCUUGACGGUGGUGACCAGACUCUUGUUGGUGAGAAGGGUGUGACUCUUUCCGGUGGACAGAAGCAACGUAUCUCUCUCGCUCGUGCACUUUACUGCAAUGCCAGACACGUUCUCCUCGACGAUGUUCUUUCCGCAGUCGACGCCCAUACCUCCAAGUGGAUCUUCGAGAAGGCUCUCAGAGGCCCUCUCAUGCUCAACAGGACUUGUAUCUUGGUCACUCACAGCACUACCCUCUGUCUUCCCCAUGCUGCAUUUGCCGCCGUACUGGACAACGGCAGAGUCAGUACACAAGGUAGUGCCAGGGAUGUCAUUAUGUCUGGAAAGCUCACUGAAGACCUUAGCACGGCCUUGGAAGAGUCCGAAGGCGGAGCAUCAGUCAUCCCAUCUCGCGUACCUUCUGGGAUCGGUGGUGACAAGGCAUUCGGUGCGAACGGAAAUGCCAAUGGAGAGGCCGCCGAAGAGAACGGUGCAAUCGAUUAUGAGGAAAACACUCUCCACAAGGUCGUCACUAAGGAUAUUCCUGGCAUGAACAAGGACAUUGGUGAUGUCGCCGCUCCUGUCGAAACCAAGGCUACUGGAAGUGUCAGCUUCAAGGUCAUCCUCAUGUACUUCUCUUACAUGGGUACAUGGUACUACUGGGUCGUGACUGCCAUGAUGUUUGCCCUUCAGCAAGUUUCGCAGGUUUCGACCAACGUCUGGAUUCGUCAAUGGGCCAACGCCUACGCUGAUAAGCGCGAGAUGUCUGUCAUGGGCGUCUACACCCAACCUCGCCAGCUUACUCAUGUGUUCAGUGGUAUUGGCGGUGGAGCUUCUUGUGUCAAAAGUGGAUCCUGUCUCUGGGGUCUGCCCUCCUUUGGCACUUCCAAUGUCACCGAACAGUUCUCUAUUCGUUCAGAGAGUUCCAACGAUGUCGACGUUUCCUACUACCUCGGCGUCUACGGUGUUCUCGGUCUUAUCUACAUGCUCAUCACAGUCUCGCGCGAAGGUGUCCUUUUCUACGGAUCUUUGGUUGCUUCUAAGAGAAUACACAGAAAGCUUAUGGAGUCUGUCACUCACGCCAAGUUCCGCUUCUUCGAUUCUACUCCUCUGGGUCAGAUCAUGAACAGGUUCUCCAAGGAUGUCGAGGCUAUUGACCAAGAAAUCGCCCCUGUUGCUGUCGGAGUAGUCCACUGUAUGGCCUCGAUCAUCACCACUGUUAUUCUUAUUUCGGUCAUCACUCCUCGUUUCCUGAUUGCUGGUGUCUUCAUCAGUGUUCUCUACUUCAUGAUUGGUGCUUUCUACAUCAAUGCUGCUCGUGAUCUCAAGCGUCUUGAGUCUGUGCAGCGCAGUCCUUUGUACCAGCAGUUCGGUGAGACCUUGUCAGGCAUGACAACCAUCAGAGCUUAUGGUGACGAACGCCGCUUCAUCCGCGAAAACAUGCAGAAGGUCAACACUCACUCGAGACCUUUCAUCUACGGUUGGGGCACUAACCGUUGGCUCGCAUUCCGUGUCGAUGUAACAGGUGCUUUGGUCUCCUUCUUCACUGGUUCUUUCGUUAUCAUGAGCGUCGGUAAACUCGAUGCUGGUGCUGCUGGUCUGGCCAUGACGUACGCUGUUACUUUCACCGAAAACGUCCUGUGGUUUGUCAGACUCUACUCGAUGAACGAGCAAAACAUGAACGCUGUCGAGCGUAUUAAGGAAUACUUCGAGGUCGAGCAAGAAGCGCCAUACCAGAUUGAAGACAAGAAGCCUUUGCCCGACUGGCCCAGCCAAGGUGCUGUCGAGUUCAAAGACUACAGCACUAGAUACCGUAGCGAUUUCGACAUGGUGCUCAAGGACCUCAGCUUCAAGAUCUUGCCCGGCGAGAAGGUCGGUGUUGUGGGCAGAACAGGUGCGGGUAAGAGUUCAUUGGCUCUUGCUCUUUUCAGAGCUCUCGAAGCCGAGAAGGGAAGCAUCGUCAUCGAUGAUGUUGAUGUUAGUGUCAUCGGCCUUCAGGACUUGCGUGAGAACAUUGUCAUGGUUCCUCAAGAUCCCACGCUCUUCACCGGCACCAUCAGGAGUAACCUUGACCCCUUCGGGCUGUUCACUGACGAAGAGAUCUUCACCGCACUUCGACGAACACAGCUUGUUGGUGCUGCCUCUGCCGAGCCGUCGCGUGCCCCAUCACCGACAAAUGGCGAAGUCGUAUCUGCCGAAGCUGCCACCGACUCUCCCGCCACUCUGGAGAACAAGAACAUCUUCACCAACCUUUACUCGCCGGUCGCAGAGUCUGGUAGCAACCUCUCGCAAGGCCAGCGUCAACUCCUGUGUCUGGCACGUGCUUUGCUCAAGGACCCCAAGGUCCUGCUCAUGGACGAAGCAACUGCAUCCAUCGAUUACGCCACUGAUGCCAAGAUUCAAGAGACCAUUCGUGAGAUUAAGAACACGACCAUCACUAUUGCUCACCGUCUGCAGACCAUUGUUGACUACGACAAGGUCUUGGUCCUCGACAAGGGCGAGCUGAUUGAGUUUGGCGCUCCUUGGGACCUCAUCAGAAUGGACAACGGCAUCUUCAAGGGCAUGUGUGAAAUGUCGGGCGACUUUGAUAUCUUGAUCAAGGAGGCUGAAAAGGCGCAUAAGUCGCGCCAGUUGGUCGAUGUUGAUGCUUAA